AUGUCUUUUUCGUAUUUGAGUGGAGAAUCGAAGAUCUAUUCCAUUGCCACUAAAAACUUUCGAGUAAAGAUCGAAACAUUGAAUGAAGAUAUCGCAAGGUUAUUUUUUGUAAACAAAGAGAAUAACGAACCAAUUGAUUUUCCGGAUAAUAUGGUUUUCAGAAAUACGACAACUAAUACAGAUAUAUCACCAACGGUUGUUAAGGAUAAAGAAAGCUAUCUUGUGACUUGGAUGUAUAGCUAUGAAUUAUUCGAAAAUAGUAAAAUAAUUUUUAAGUUAGAACAUAAAAGAGAACAAAUCGGUAGUGAUACUAGUAGAAGUUUGGCGGAGUAUUUUGAAUUACUUAACCGCAUCGCGUCGUUGGAGGCAUCGAUUAACAAGUCUGUCCAUGAGUUCGACGUUAUCGUGAGUCCAAAGCGGACAAAAGGAUUCAAGUGGACGGUGAAUAUCGAGCAAGCAACUUUCGAAGCUCUCAAAGAUUCUAUACGUGCUGUGUAUCAAACUCCGGCUCUUGAAAAUAAUGGUGCCGUGUUCAACGUUAAUAACCUCAAGUUUAUCGUGUUCAUAGAGACUCCCUCAAAGGCUUUCUCAGAUUGGACUCUCGGCCCGCUUCUAGUUGAGAAUUUCUCUGAUAACGACUUACGAAGUGAGGAUGCUAACGCAACUAGGGAUAAUGAAAAUGAUGACGAAUUUUCUGAUAACAACAAAGAGGAAGAUGAUGAUGGGUUCUGUGGAUUUUCUGACGAUGAUGAUGAAGGAUAUUAUUAUGAUUUAAAUGCCGGUAAAACUUAUACAAAAUCUGAAUAUCGUUAUUCAAUCCGCGCAUAUUAA
Messenger RNA from Ambispora leptoticha, 831 nucleotides. NCBI's taxonomy places the organism in Eukaryota, Fungi, Glomeromycota, Glomeromycetes, Archaeosporales, Ambisporaceae. The record is from the annotation of a GenBank genome assembly.